Gossypium arboreum is the source of this 1169-nucleotide messenger RNA. Its product is annotated as molybdopterin synthase catalytic subunit. The transcript has 2 exons. The coding region runs from base 412 to 972 and encodes 186 amino acids. Gene Ontology annotation, cellular component: cytosol. The record is from RefSeq and is a predicted model, not a curated record. Gene Ontology annotation, biological process: Mo-molybdopterin cofactor biosynthetic process. Gene Ontology annotation, molecular function: molybdopterin synthase activity. NCBI's taxonomy places the organism in Eukaryota, Viridiplantae, Streptophyta, Magnoliopsida, Malvales, Malvaceae.
AUAUUCAAAUGAACUCAGCUCGGGGUUGAGGGUCAACGCUUUACCCUUCUCUCCAUUUUUACCUUUUCUUUCAAAGUACAAAGCUACAAAAUCAGCACAGUGAAAUUCCCAAACAGAAUCCAUAAACUAUAAGCAUUUUAAAGGUGGGUUUUUGUUUUUAUAUAUAUAUAUAUAUCUGUGUGGCCAUCUCUUAUCGCUUCUUAGCGGUUACUCUCACCCAUUUCGAAGAACCAAGCUUCCCCCCCCCCUUCCCAAUCCCUUUUUAUUUCAAGAAUUCAUUCCAUUUGACAUUGCAUUGUUUUUGAUUCAAUGUCUAGAUUGCAUUCACCACCAUUGGGAUUCUCUUAAUUUCUGUCCUGAACAAAAGACUGGUUCAGCCUCGGGAUAGCCGUCAAAGUGCCGAAAACAGCGAUGAACUCCGAGGAGAAAACUCUUGUCGAAAUCAUAGACGACAAUAACCAGAUCGACCUUGCCAAGUACAUAAACUAUGUAAGUGCCCCUCAAGCUGGCGCCAUAGCUACGUUUUCUGGCACAACACGCGACACUUUUGAAGGCAAAACAGUAGUGGAGCUAAGAUACGAAGCAUACGUAUCGAUGGCAAUCAAGAACCUCAAGUCUAUUUGUUCCGCUGCUAGAUCAUCCUGGGAUCUCCAUUCUAUUGCGGUUGCACACCGUUUAGGCAUAGUUCCAGUAGGAGAAACAAGUGUGUUUGUUGUCGUAUCGGCUACUCACCGUGCUGAUGCCCUAGACGCGUGUAAGUUUUUGAUUGACGAGUUAAAGGCAUCUGUUCCAAUAUGGAAGAAAGAGGUUUAUUCUGAUGGAGAGGUUUGGAAGGAGAAUCCGGAAUUUCUCGAGCGGAGGUUGGAACUCGGCAAGGAUGGUGGCUGUUGCCGAAGGAAGAUCGAGACCGCGGCACAUGAUAAAAAGAGUUGUUGCAAACCAAAGGUGAAGGUGGAAGAAGCAAUAGAUUGAACUCGGAGUUUAAUUCGGUUCGUGUUGUCAUUAAGGCAUGAUCCUCAUUGUAUCGAUAUCGGUUGUACCGCUCAGGAAAAAACCGAAUUAGUAUCGAAGUUGACCCAGUUCGGUUUUUUUCGUCCAUCUUAAUAUGUAUGGAAUUGUAUCUAAUUGCUGUCUUUUUAUAAUAUUUUCUCUUUUCUAUGGGUUCAUAA